AACUACCAAAACACCGAAUGUCUUGCUCAUUUCAUAGUCUUGAGUGUUACUCUAUUCAAUAUAAGUCUUUUUUUAUUUCUAUUGUAAAUUAACCCUUUAUAACACUUAGAGUUCAUGUGUACAAUACCUAGUUCAAUAGAAUAAUGGAAACUAAAACGUUAAUGCUACCGUCGCCGAGCUCAAUCAAUCAGAUUUAUACCGAGUUGGGUACAUCUGAAACAAAAUUGGAUCUUGACGUGAAAAUUCUCAAAGAGUGGAUGCGAAAACAGCCCCACCUCCCGAAUCCAGACGAUGAUGAAAAGAUAAUCGAUGAAAAGCGACUCAAAACAUUUCUGUUGAUUUGUAAGAAUAGUUUGGAGAAAACCAAAGUAAUGUUGGACCAGCAUUACACUAUAAAACUCUCAGCACCAGAAUAUUUUUCCAAGUGGGAUCCGACAUCACCAGAGAUAGUUAAAAUAAUGAAAUUAUUUUGUUACGUCCCAUUUCCAAACCCGACACACGAGGGCCACAGAGUUAUCCUACAUCGUAUUAAGACGGAAGAUGCAAACAAUUUUGUAUAUGAUGAUCACAUUAAAUUAAUUUUUAUGUCAUUAGAUAUUAGAGUCGCCAAGUUAGACACCUAUAACAAAGAAAUAAUCUUAUAUGAUUGCAACAAUUUGUCAAUGAAUCAUGUAGCAGCAAUAAUACCCAAUAUUAAGAAAGUUUUUGAAAGUGUAUUUGCGGCAUUUCCAUUACGGUUACAUGGCAUUCACAUAAUCAAUACAAACAGUUUUGUAAACCCAUUAAUUAAUCUAUCAUUAAGUAUUAUGAAAAAAAAAGUUGCCGGAAGGGUGAUUAAUCACAAAUCCAUCGAAGAAUUGAAAAAUUACAUCGAUCCUAGUGUUCUUCCACUGGACUACGGAGGGACUUAUCCAAAGACGUCUGACGAAAUAAUAGAUGACUGGCAUAUUGAAUUGAAGAAGCACCGAGAAUGGUUUAUAACACAAUCGUCAAUUGUUGCAGAUAAUAGUAAACGCCCGAUAAAUUCCAAUAAUCACUUGGAUAACGCAAUGGAAGGUUCAUUUAGGAAAUUAGAUGUCGAUUAGUAACGAUUCAUUGUCAGUGAAAAUAAAUAAGCUUAUUCUUAAGGGAACAUCAUGCGUUAUAGUUGUACAUGCAUGAUGUUAUUUUGGCAAUAGAUUUAUUUUGGUGUACUUAAAUUUUAAAUUUUUCUGGUGAAAGAGUAUUUUGUUAUUCUAAAAUAAUAGUGUAAUUUUAUGUGGUGUAACAAAUUAUGUGUUGGGUUAAUCAAAGGUAUAUCAAAUAGUGUAUGCACCAUAUAAGAGUAGGUAUUUUUUCACACAACG
Molecule: messenger RNA, 1346 nt
Organism: Adelges cooleyi (spruce gall adelgid)
Lineage: Eukaryota; Metazoa; Arthropoda; Insecta; Hemiptera; Adelgidae
Product: alpha-tocopherol transfer protein-like
Exons: 6
Coding region: 144-1085 (313 amino acids)
Cellular component (GO): membrane
Molecular function (GO): phosphatidylinositol bisphosphate binding
Source: RefSeq, a predicted model, not a curated record